Molecule: messenger RNA, 132 nt
Organism: Adineta steineri
Lineage: Eukaryota; Metazoa; Rotifera; Eurotatoria; Adinetida; Adinetidae
Source: the annotation of a GenBank genome assembly
UCAUUAAAUACUUUAUUAAUCCGACAAGAUGAACCACCACAACGUAAAACAAAUAAACAAGAAAUACUCGAACAAAAAUAUUGUAAUAAACAAAAUUUAAAUACACAUAAAUUUGCUAAACUUUUAUUUUGA